GGCGCGGGACGUUGCCUGGCGGCCCCGCCCCCGGCCCACGAAGGACAAGGUGACGGCGCGGGGCCCUCCUUCAGCCUCUGCCGCAGCGGCUCCAUCUUGCGAGGUCGCCAUGUUCUCGUCCAUCGCGCCGCUCGCGCGGCACAACCCAUUCUACGCGCCACACUUCCAGCUGGUCCAGGACGGCGUGAGGAAGCGCCCAGCGGAGCCCGCGGAGGCGCCUGUCGCGCGCCGGGGCUUGGCGGCCGCAUCGGCCGCCGAAGAAUACAGCUGUGCCUAUGGCUCAAACAGAUUCUUUAUGCUUUGUGGCCUUGGUGGGAUUAUUAGCUGUGGAACAACACAUACGGCACUGGUUCCCCUAGACCUGGUUAAAUGCAGAAUGCAGGUUGAUCCACAAAAAUACAAGAGCAUCUUCAAUGGAUUUUCAGUGACAAUCAAUGAAGAUGGCGUUCGUGGCUUGGCUAAGGGAUGGGCUCCAACCUUUAUUGGAUAUUCCAUGCAAGGGCUUUGUAAAUUUGGUUUCUAUGAAGUUUUCAAAAUCCUGUAUGGCAACAUGCUGGGAGAGGAAAAUGCCUAUUUGUGGCGUACUUCGCUAUAUUUAGCUGCAUCUGCCAGUGCAGAGUUUUUUGCUGACAUUGCUCUGGCUCCAAUGGAAGCUGCUAAAGUUCGUAUUCAGACACAGCCUGGAUAUGCAAACACUCUGCGUCAGGCUUUACCUAAAAUGUUUGGAGAAGAAGGCAUCUGGGCUUUCUAUAAAGGUGUUGCUCCACUAUGGAUGAGACAGAUUCCAUACACAAUGAUGAAAUUUGCCUGCUUUGAACGUACUGUAGAAGCUCUCUACAAGUAUGUUGUUCCCAAGCCACGAAGUGAAUGUACAAAAGGAGAACAACUGGUAGUCACAUUUGUUGCAGGCUAUAUUGCUGGCGUGUUCUGUGCAAUUGUUUCCCAUCCUGCUGACUCCGUGGUGUCUGUGUUGAACAAAGAAAAGGGCAGCUCUGCUUCACAGGUUCUUAUGAGGCUUGGAUUCAAAGGUGUAUGGAAAGGUCUGUUUGCUCGUAUCAUUAUGAUUGGUACCCUGACUGCACUACAGUGGUUCAUCUAUGAUUCUGUCAAGGUUUAUUUCAGACUUCCUCGCCCACCUCCACCUGAAAUGCCAGAAUCUCUGAAGAAGAAGCUUGGUCUAACUGAAUAGACAACUCAUGGACUGACUGCUGGCUGUUCCAGUGAUGAGUUUCAUGAAACUUUUAUAUAUUUGACUAUGUAGAAAACAAACUCUAUAUGAUGUCAUUAUUGGCUGUGCCCUCAUCUCACAUGAGGGUUUAAAUUCAACCACUGUCAUUGCCUGAAAUAAAUGAGAAACAGAGUGCUUAGUGUCUGUUUACUACUGCAUAUGUAAGCUUCGUUUCAUAGCAGCAAAUAUGUCAAACACUCUCCCUGCUUUCCUCUCCCCCACAAAAAAAAGUUUAAAAAAUUACUGUUUUCACUGUUUCCAGAGAAGUGCCAAAAUGUGUCCUUGUAGAACUGCAGAAACGAACUGCAGUCUUCUGCACUUUGAGUCCACUGAUCAUUUGCCUAUAAUAAGCUGCUACUGUAGAAUACCUGAACUCCUGAGUAGCUGAGAUGAGACUGCAGUCUGAUAGGGCAUCCUGGUCAUAAUACUGGUGUUCCCCACAGAGAUAAAAAGAAUCUUAUACAUCCUAAAGCUGUUUCUGCCUUUGAAUGGUCAUCUUGACUUAACUAACUUGACUAAUUUUGACUAGCUUACUUGACUAAUUUUUGCUUCUCUUGGCUUUGAACCACACCAAAGAACUUGGUCCUUCUGGUUGUCCUGUGGAAUUAAACCUCUUUAACUAAAAAAAUGCUGAUAUUAAUAAAGAUUUUCAAAUAUAUCUAACCACUAAAAACUUAGUUCAGCUUUCCAAUAAGAUAAAAAUGGCUUGUCUUUUAUUUGAGAGUUGGAAAAACUUGCCAGCUUUUCCCUACGUUUGCUAUGGCUGUAGUUUUUAAUUUAUUUGGUUUUUAUGAAUCAGUUUAAUGCUGAGCUUUGGUUGAACCAUGCACUUCUGCAGAGCAAGGAGUCAUAACCAUUUUUUUUUUUUUUGGACCCUGAUGUGAAGAAAUCUAGGUUCCUAGGCAUGCAAGAGGAGACAGUCAUGCAGUCUUUUACUGAAGGAUGAUAACGCUGCCCUCUGCAUUUCACUUGUUCAGUAACCCGCAGUAGAUAAUCACUUCAGCCUCUCUAGUACUACUUUGUUCACAUAGUAGAGCUGGAGCUGAAAUUUCUUUUGUGCAAAACUGUGGAUAUUAUCUGCCUUACAGCAUGUGAGCUGAUGAUACUGAACUUACAUUGGCACUCACAUAUGUUGUACUGUUCCUUCCUCUUUACUUGAUUCCUUCAGAGCUAAAAGGACAAUUAAGGCAGGUGCCAUUGGAAUAGCAUAAAUAAAUAUACUGACUGCCGCUUCUUGCUGGAGUCUGAUGUGCCUGCUAUUGUUUUGCUUAGCAUCAAGUUUCUCACCCCUUGGGAAAACCCUCCAGCUUCCAAGAUUUUGAUGAUUAUACUGAACAAGAAAGCUGGGCCUUAUUUUGAAUUGCUGCCUUUCAGAAUGUGGAAUAAGAUCUAAAACUUCUCCAUUUCCCUGUCACCAGGACACUAAUAAAGGCACUCUUAAAGUGGCUGGUAUCUUAACUGCGUUACACAGCAAAGUCAAAUACCCUAAGUCUAAACAAAACAUUUGUGCAAGUACUUUGGUGUUGAAUUAAAAUUGUUUAAUGAGAAAAGUAUGUAAAUCUUGUUUCCUCAUAGUAAGUGGGAAGCUUUGAAGUUAUUUAAUGAGUCAUUAAAUGCUUCUAAGAGCUUUCUUGGAGAAGAACCUUUAGUAUGACUUGAUCUUGUAUCAAGACCAUAGAUGUUAAAUCAGCUUUUGAAGUUAACUUACGUGUGUGGUACAACUUGUUAGAAAAAAACAGUAUCACUUUUGUGUACCGAAUAUCAGUUUCUUUAAAAGCAUAUUUUAACUCAGUAGAUAUUUCUUUGUUUGCUGUAAAACAUCUCAAGUUCCUUCUAAUUCUGGGGGAAGUGAAGCACUUCUGCCAAAUUUUAAGGCUGGCAGAAGAGUGAGACAGGCUUGGCUCAUGCAGUGAGGUAGCGUGAUUGGCAAGCAACCCAAUGCUGAGCUAAAUUUCACAAGACUGCUUCUUGUUCUAUAUGUUGAGCAAAAUCGCACAAUUUUUCCCUAGCCCUAGAAUAGGGUCAGCGUUGCGCAGUUGUUUUGCUCAGUAAUAGGAGAAUCUGAAGUCUGUUUUCUCAUUGCUCAAGGGUAGACCUGAAACUGUCCUUGUAAAGAUGCUCAGAUUUAUCAAGGUAGAUCUGAGACUACAAGAAGCAACCAGCAGUUCCUCCUCUGUAACUGAGAAAGGGAAAAUAUACAUAGUGAUCAUUGCAGUGUUGUGUUUCAGUGGAAAACUCAAGAGGGGGAGAGAAUUGUCUUGCAGGUGCUGGCUGCACUGACAUUCAGCCAUAGGCUUGUUCAGAUGCUUGUUCGGAAAGGGUUUGACAUAUAAAAUGUUGUUUCUUAAAGUUUCUUAAAAUACCUGCUGGUAUUUUAAAUAAGCUUCAGUGGGAAAAAUGUAGUAUUAAAAUGCAUUUAAAAGGUCAACUUGGUCAUUGAUAACUGCUUUGUGCAUAAUGCCUGGUACGUUUUCCGAAGGCUGGGAAGCUGGGGCGUGGGAGCAGUGGUGCUGUUGAUGGACUCGCUCUUCCAUUGCAGGGCAAGUCCUGUAUCAAAAAGGAGCACUCCAUUUUGAACUUUGAUAACUCCAGACCCAUCACUAAACCCCAAAGUGCUUUGUAAAACAUGGAUUAUGUAUAUGCUGCUUGUGUAUAUUUUAUGAAUGACAAAACAUCCUUUCUUGCUGGUUUUGGAGCUGAGAUGAGUUUUCUGGUUUAAAGCAUAUAGUUAUAUAAAUUUGGAAUAACAACUCCAUUCACACACAGUAUUUGUAUGAGGUUGUACCACAGAUCAAAUGUGCUGAUACUUGCUGAAAUGUUUGUUGCAUAUCAUUUUAAAAUGGGCUGUAAUAAUACAAAUAGUUGUAAUUAAUUUACAUUUCUAUAUAGAAAUGAUGUAGUUCACAGUGAAAACAAUAAACAUCCUGCUUUUUUAUAGCAAA
This is a messenger RNA of Chiroxiphia lanceolata (lance-tailed manakin), 4170 nucleotides long. It is a transcript of the gene SLC25A3, whose product is annotated as solute carrier family 25 member 3. The record is from RefSeq and is a predicted model, not a curated record. Gene Ontology annotation, cellular component: mitochondrial inner membrane. Gene Ontology annotation, molecular function: phosphate transmembrane transporter activity. Gene Ontology annotation, biological process: mitochondrial phosphate ion transmembrane transport. The coding region runs from base 110 to 1189 and encodes 359 amino acids. NCBI's taxonomy places the organism in Eukaryota, Metazoa, Chordata, Aves, Passeriformes, Pipridae. The transcript is spliced from 8 exons.